UUAAAAAUUGUCUUAUUAAAUUCAUUGUGUUAGCUCAACAAAAUAUAAACAUGUCUUUAAAAGUAUAUAACUUAAAACAACUAAAAAACAUUUUUUUAUAGCUUGAAAAGUAAUAUUUAUUUGACCGCGUCUGUGUGCAUAAACAUGUGACUGUACUUAUAAUUUCAUUUUUUAUGCUUAGCGAACCAAAUUCAGACAUUAGUUUUUUCAAGCAUUUACUAUUAGAGAUUGGUUAUUGAAGUAUACUAGCUUUAAAGUCACUACAACUUUAAAAAAACUAUAAUAAUAAAUACAAAAAAACCCCAUCUAGUUUCAUAAAAAGUCUAAAAGCCAAAUUUUCAAAGACUCUAAUAUCAUUUGCGGUACUUGAAAUAAAUAAGAGAAAUAUAUUAAAGAUUUGAAGAUCAUAAUGAGCUCGCAAUUAGCCUGUGAGAGGCCUGCCACGCCCCCGCCUUCGUAUUCAGAGGCGAUGGGCUGGGUUCCACCUGGAUCGGAAUUGGGAAGUACCACGGUUCUUACGUCGCGGGAUUCCACAGGUCUCACCUCGGUACUCACGAUCUGUCCCAAAUGCCUCGACGAGAUUGAGACUACUACCACAACCCGUCGCGGAAGUAUUGCCUACGUGGCCUCCUUCGUAGUUAUGUUUGCCACCUGCGGACUGGGAUGCUGGCUGCUCCCAUGGAUCAUUAAUGGCUUCAAUGAGGUCCAUCACUCGUGUCCAAGCUGCAAGGCGUCACUGGGGAUCGUUCGUCUAUAAAUUCAGAACUGGAUAAGCCCUCACAUGAAUCAGCAUUUUGCAUUUAUUUUUAAAUUUUCCCUGCAAGGCCAUCAAAAAGACUUGCUUCAAUUCAGAUCGGAUGAACUGCAACUAUUAUUCUAUACAUUUAGUUUUAAAGUUAAAAAAAGUUACAAACAAAUAAAACGUAUUUUUAACAUAAAUUACCAAAUACCUAAAAUAUUAAAUUCAUCGAUUUUGUGUAUACUCUUACA
Molecule: messenger RNA, 990 nt
Organism: Drosophila suzukii
Lineage: Eukaryota; Metazoa; Arthropoda; Insecta; Diptera; Drosophilidae
Product: cell death-inducing p53-target protein 1
Molecular function (GO): zinc ion binding
Source: RefSeq, a predicted model, not a curated record